Molecule: messenger RNA, 3737 nt
Organism: Ostrea edulis (European flat oyster)
Lineage: Eukaryota; Metazoa; Mollusca; Bivalvia; Ostreida; Ostreidae
Exons: 4
Coding region: 2655-3014 (119 amino acids)
Source: RefSeq, a predicted model, not a curated record
AGAUGCUGUGCAGUGUUCCGAGUGUAAUGCAUGAGGUCAUACAAUUUGUAAAGGGGGGUGGGGUGGGGGGUGGUAAAAUCCAAAAUUAAUAGAUUUAAAUGAAUUAAUAUACAUAUAUAUAUAGAUUUGUACAGGGGAUAAACAAAUAAAUAGUUCAUCUUUCUCUUUUAUCUCUCUAGUCGACGAAACCGGUUAGGUGUUUAAACUUAGGGGUGUAAAUUUAGUGCUUAAAUUUUAUAUAAUUCUUAUUUUUUGAAAAUGUCUAUUUGUAUAAUAUGCGUGUAAAUAUGUAUAUGUGUUUCUGCAUGCUUACCUUUGUGAUAUUCUAUAUUCUAUUUUGUCUGUGAUAGUCGGUUUAAGAGUUCUGUAGAGCAUAUGUUAUUUGUAAAACUUCUGUUUGUAGGACACAGUGCCGACUUCAAUAAGAUUUACUUACUUACUUAUUUACUUACUUACUUAGGUAAGGAUGGUUUAUUCAAUACUCUCCCAUAUUCCUGCUUUCCGUAGUCUUGAAGAAAAAAAAAGAUAUGGGUUAUAUCUGUUGUGAUAUACAUUCCAUGAUAAUGUUGAGUCCUCAUGUAGCAUUUCUGUCUUUUAACAACGCAAGGUUAGGGUUAGAUUCUCCUCACUUCACAUGUUUAUCAGUUUAUCAACUCUCUCUCUCUCUCUCUCUCUCUCUCUCUCUCUCUCUCUCUCGUAAUUUCUCGUAUUUAGCAGUAAACAUAAUCAGAUUGAUUUCUAAUCCAGAGCCCAAACAGAGCAUUUAAGGAGAAUUACAUGCCUAAAGGAAAGACAACCAAAAGAAUCAAUAGUCACACACAAAAAAAAUUCGGUGUUGUAGCAUAGGACCCCCCCCCCCCCCUCUAGACUUUCCUCCGGAAAAACGGGCACGGGAUAGAUUUUUUCUCAUGGGGGGGGGGGGGGGGGUAGCAUAUAAUUUCCCUUUAUGCACAACAGGCUCCUGUUUCCGGAUUUCAUAGUCCGGAAUUUUUUGUCGAAUCGACAUGUGAAUGAAAAUGAUCAUUAUAGAUAGAUAAAACGUUGUCGAUAUAUCUAAAUGUCGAGUUGAAGGCCACAGCAAGAGAUUUUUUCAUCUCCUGUAGAAGCUUUUGAAUAAAUAUAGAAUGAAGCAAACUCAUGCAAUUGUAGAUAAUAAUCAAUGAAGUUUAUUAUCAUUUCUAUAAAGAUGUACAUAUUCAUAAAAUGAAAGAAUAUAUAAAAAAAAUUUCAGACGUGGAAGUUGAGUUUGCACGCUGAAAACUUUAAAUUACAUAUAAUAUUGCGCAUAGUAGACACAAUAUGCUUCCAAAAAGACUUUAACGAUGGUCAAUAUCAUUAGGGUUUGUUUUGUUGUUGUAAAAAGUUGACUAAAAUCUAUAUACAAUUAAAAUAUCUGAAAAGUAAAACAGAUGCACUGUAUGAAUAAAAGUAAUUUAAUUUUCCCAUUUAUUUAAAUAUACGAAAAUUUUAAUUAAAAAAUCAUUAACUUCUUCCCAACUUCACUAAAUUUCAAAUGUCAUCUAUACUAGUGACGAAAGGCAAAGACUUAAGAUGAAAUCAUGUCUGAAUGAAUUUUGAUAUACCAUUACAAGAUUUGAAUAAUUUCCUUUUAAAAAAAACCCCCCAGAAGAUGUAAAUAAGCAAGAUAAUUCUAGUAAUAGAACUGGAAACGGAUACAUAGCUAAAUUGGGUUUUUAAACAAAAAAAAGGGGGGACUAUCAUUUAGGGGGGGGGGGGGGAUUCUAUACUGGGACGGUUUUUCCUAAGGGGGAAAUUGGUCCCAGGUUAAUUCUUACUAGGGAGGGGGGGUUCUAUACCAGGCCCAUCUAUUUAUCAUGUUGUUAAUUUAAAUCUUGUCUGUAAUCAAUAUUUCAUAUAUAAUUAGAGAUAUGUGCAGUGCAUAAGUGUGGACUCUGUCAGUGUUACCGGUAGUACUUCUGAAUGAUUGUUAUUUAUUUUCAUAUGCUUGUUAUAACCUGUACAUGCCCCCCGAGGGCCCUUGGUUGGUGAAUAAAAACUAUAUAUAAUAAUUUCAGUAAUAAACAAAAACUGCCAGUUCUGACGGGAUAUCAAAUUGUGAAGAUGUUAAAAUUUAAGGCAUGAAAACAUUUGUUGGUUAUACUUAAUUUUACGUUAGUGUUUGCUCCUUCAGAUGAUGCUAUAUCACUGAUUUUCAUUGUUUAGAUCAGACGAAUCCUUUUCCGAACAUGCACAUCUUCGUUUACUGGUUUUAUACGCAUCUUUUUUUUUUUUUUUUGGUAUUUCUUUUCUCAUAUAGGCCCUAUUUAUAAUUUGUCUCAUUUUUGACUCUAGAUAAGAAAUUCAAACAUGUAUAACAUUUCUACAAGGCGAAUACAUCAUAGUACCAAUUACCUAUUGAAAAUGCAUCAAUAUUCAUACGCAUUAUAAUGAUUUAUAUGAAAAUAAUAUAGAAAGAUUAAAAAACAUAUUUACCAAAAAAAAAAAUUGAAUUAAAAUAAGAAUUAUCUUGGUAUAAAAAAGCACAUCGCAGAGAACUGCACAAUCGCAAUUCAUGACAUUGGGACUAUUUUUAGCGGGAUUUGUUUACUAUAGCUUAGUAAAUUGACCAUAUAGCAACCAAAAGAUAGUUAGAACGAGUAAUUUUUGGGUAAAGUUUGUUAAAUACAUUCAAAAUGAGUAUGUCAACAACUUUAAGGUACGAACUGAACACUGGUAACAAUAUGACAGAGGCAUUUCUCAAACAACAAGAGAGAAUUCAGAAAGAUGAAAUGAUGGCAGACAGAGAGAACAUUGUUAGACUAGAGAAAAAUACAAACUUAAGAGCAGAAUGGAAUGAGAAUUUGGAGAAGGUAUCUUGGAAUAAAAGAAUACAAAAUGAAAGCAAAAGAAUUCAAGAUGAAGUUCGACUUGCUGCCAAAGCUGCCAUUGUGGUCAGAAGGAAAGCUCUAAGGGAGCUAAUCGAGAAAGAGAUGGAAAUGUUUGAACAGGAACUUAGCUUACAGGGUAAAACAUUCUUCAAGCAGAGGAUAUGAAUCUCUUUCAGUCUCAGAGUAUGGAUUAAGUGUGGGAUCGUGAAAACUAAGAAGAAUCUUCACAUGAAAAUUCUGUUUCAGUGAGAGAUGUAUCAAAAUUUAACAGCAUUUUGUCUUUCUUUUUCUUCCCUCAUCUUUGAGGAUCUUGAACAGAAGUACAUGUAACUUGCCUUCAUACAAAAUCUAUAAUGCUAUACUGCUGAUACAGUGUAUUUGUCUAUUGUUUGCCUUAAUCAUACAUUGUAGAUUUUGAUAAAUAGUAUAUAUAUACAUCCACAGAGCAUUAAUUAUGUUAAUGUCUAAAAUGUAUUGGUCAGAUUGGGUGUCAUAAUUCAGCUGUACAUGUAUGUUAUGACAAUGUUGUAUGUUAGUCCUUUGAUGAUAUACUAUUGUACUUGUAUUUUCUUCAUGAAAGAAGUUCAAGACUUAAGUGUUUCAACAAACAACAUAGACUGAUAACACAGACUGAUAUGAUAAAAAGCACCAAAGUCUUGUUGAAUGAAUUUAAUACAUAGAAUAUAAAAUGACAUGCAUAUGUUAGACAUGAUUUUUUUUGGUGUUUCUGUGCCUGAUAUCUUUAUCUGUGAUCUUUGAAAUAUUAAUUCCUUUGUGCAUUACUAGGCAUGAGUACGAGAACAAUUUUUUGUUGAUGAUAUUGUAUACAUAUAUAUUCCUAUAGAAAUAAAACUUCAAAGUGUUGAACAAUUUUGAUGUAAUACAAUG